AUGAAGAAUUUUGGUUUUGGGGAAAAGUGGGUGAGGUGGAUCAAAAUAUGCACAUCUUCAGCCAAAAUAUCUGUUCUGGUUAAUGAAUCUCCAUCUGAUGAACUUACACCUCAAAAAGGACUUUGGCAGGGCAACUUGUUAUCACCAUUUUUGUUCAACAUUGUUGCUAAAGGAUUGAAUACAUUGAUUGAAAAGGAAAAAGAGUUGGGUUUUGUAAAAGGUGCCACUGUUGGGCCUAAUGAGUUGAAGGUUUCUCAUUUACAAUUCGCAGAUGAUACUAUUAUUUUCUGUGAAGCUGAUAGGAUUGGUCAAUAUAAAGAGAAUUUUAAGAGUGUGGUGUGUGGGGUUGGUGUUAAUGAAGAGGACAUUAAUGAUUUUGUCUCAAUUUUGCAUUGUUAUAGCCAAAAGCUUCCUAUUGCUUAUCUAGGCAUACCUCUUGGGGCAAAUCCUAGACGAAAGAGCACUUGGAAUCCAGUGAUCGAGAAAGUAAAGCACAAAUUGGCUUCAUGGAAAAGGAAGAUGCUCUCAUUUAUAGGUAGAUUAACAUUAGUGAAGGCGGUUCUUUCAAGUUUACCUUUAUAUUUCCUAUCAAUUUUUAAACUACCUGUGGGUGUGGCUAAACAGUUGGAUAGGAUUCAGCCAGGUGUGAAACAUGGAAGCUACUGUGAAGAAUGUACUGUUGGUAUUAGGGGUAUUCUUCUUGCUUUGGGUAAAAGAAUAAGAUCUGCUGCUGGUGCAAGAGGCUUGCUGAUGUAUGUUGCUGGUUGGCAUUUUGCUAAUGCUGGUUUGGUUGAUUGGUCUGGUCUGUGA
Molecule: messenger RNA, 810 nt
Organism: Camellia sinensis
Lineage: Eukaryota; Viridiplantae; Streptophyta; Magnoliopsida; Ericales; Theaceae
Source: RefSeq, a predicted model, not a curated record